GAAGCAUGCGGGCUCCUAUUUUUAACUAAAAAAAUCUCUGCAACACAAAUAAAUCCUCAUCAUCAAUGACACUUCUUUGACUCCUCUCCUCUAACCUCUCUCUCUCCUUCCCCAACAAAGCUUCAUUAAACCCCAUAUCAUUAAGCAAGCAAAGCACUAGCACUUGCUUAGAUCAAAUCAAGUCCAAAGAUUUCAAAUUAGACCAAAAAAAAAAGAAAAAGAAAAAUUAAAGGAGCAGAUAUGGAUGAUCUCCUUGCCUGCAAAACCUAUGAAGCCCAAAAGAAGAAGUGGAGAGGAGGCGGAGAAGAAGGUAAAGGUGAAGGUGAAGGAGCAGAUUAUUAGCAAUUUCAGAGGGACCUUCCCGUACUUCCAAGAAACCACAAGAAGAUUCCUCCCCUUCCUUCCCUGAACAUAAAGCAAACACAACCAUACAUUUCAUCAGAUUCUUGAGGAAAUUUUUGUGCCCCCAUUGUUUGUCUGUCGACAACAUUUUUCUGGGUCGGAUUGGAUGGUGCAGAUGAAGCCAAUGUCGUCGUCGUCCUACUCCCACCUCGUCGACGACAUCCCCUCCACGCCGGGCAAGUUCAAGAUGAUGGACAAAUCCCCUUACAGCCAUCACCGCCUCUUCAAAUGGCACUCCUCUCUCACCAAGCUCACCUUCUGGUCCUUCCUCUUCCUCGGCCUUAUCUUCUUCUUCUUCCUCCGUUCCCCCCCGCCGCCGCCGCAUCACAGCGGUGCUGACCCCUCCUCCUCCUCCUCCUACCCCCGCCGGCACCUCCGGAACUACAGCUGGGGCGGGCCCACCUGGGAGAAACGCGUCCGUUCCUCCGCCCGGGUGCGGUCCCGGAACGGGAUCUCGGUCCUCGUCACCGGGGCGGCCGGGUUCGUCGGCACCCACGUGUCGGCGGCCCUCAAGCGGCGGGGGGACGGCGUCCUCGGCCUCGACAACUUCAACGACUACUACGACCCGUCCCUCAAGCGGGCCAGGCAGGCCCUCCUCGAACGCGCCGGCGUGUUCAUCGUCGAGGGGGACAUCAACGAUGACGCCCUCCUGAGGAAGCUCUUCGAGGUCGUGGCCUUCACCCACGUGAUGCAUCUGGCGGCUCAGGCCGGCGUGAGGUAUGCCAUGGAGAACCCUAGCUCCUAUGUCCACAGCAACAUUGCUGGUCUCGUCAGCAUCCUGGAGGUCUGCAAAUCGGCGAAUCCUCAGCCCGCGAUCGUCUGGGCUUCUUCGAGCUCGGUCUACGGGCUCAACACGAAGGUGCCUUUCUCCGAGAAGGAUCGCACCGAUCAGCCUGCGAGCCUCUAUGCCGCCACGAAGAAGGCUGGGGAAGAAAUUGCCCACACUUACAAUCACAUCUAUGGCCUCUCCCUCACCGGGCUGAGGUUCUUCACAGUUUACGGCCCCUGGGGAAGGCCUGACAUGGCCUACUUCUUCUUCACGAGGGACAUCCUCAGGGGGAAGCCGAUCUCGAUCUUUGAGGCAGCCAAUCACGGGACGGUCGCCAGAGAUUUCACCUACAUUGACGAUAUCGUGAGGGGCUGCCUGUCGGCCCUGGACACUGCUGAGAAGAGCACGGGGAGCGGGGGCAAAAAGAAGGGCCCUGCCCAAUUGAGGGUCUUUAAUCUCGGGAACACUUCGCCUGUCCCCGUCACCGAGCUUGUGAACAUCUUGGAGAGGCUCCUGAAGGUAAAGGCCAAGAGGCACAUAAUGAAGUUGCCAAGGAAUGGGGACGUGCAGUUCACGCACGCUAAUAUCAGCUUGGCUCAGCGGGAGCUCGGGUAUAAGCCCACCACCGAUCUCCAGAUGGGGCUGAAGAAGUUCGUGAGGUGGUACCAGAGGUUCUAUGCCGGUGGGAAGAAGAGCUCUGUAUGAGUAUGACAUUCAUUCCUUCGAAACGAAUCUGUGUGUUUUAUUCAUCGUAGACUUCUCUAUAUUAGUCAUCAUUUUAAUUAAAUGAUUCUUGCAGUCAUUUAAGGCUGUUCCUUGUGCCACCAUUGUUGAUUGCCUUUCAUAGGUCGAAGUUUUGCGGUGUUGGUAGGCAAUUGUUUGGUGGGUUUUCUCCUGUACUGAGCAAAGAGACCGUAGCCAACCCUUUUUCUUCUUUCAAUUUUUUUAUUUUUAUAUUUUUGAAAUGUAAUUGUAUUGUAGUUUCAGAAUGUGUAGAAUUGUUCGAUUGAUAAGAGAGUAAACUGAUUUUGUUCAAAAUGUACCAUUUCCUUGCCGCUGCAAUAAAAAGGUCAAUUGUUACUUGUUA
Punica granatum (pomegranate) is the source of this 2258-nucleotide messenger RNA. NCBI's taxonomy places the organism in Eukaryota, Viridiplantae, Streptophyta, Magnoliopsida, Myrtales, Lythraceae. The record is from RefSeq and is a predicted model, not a curated record.